AUGGCCAUUCAGUAUAUAGGUAUGGUAAACAUGGCCAUUCAGAUUAUUGAUAUGGUAAAUAUGGCCAUUCAGUUUAUAGAUGUGGUAAAUAUUGUCAUUCAGAUUAUGGAUAUAAUAAACAUGGGAAUUCAGAUUAUGGAUAUGAUUAUGGAUAUAAUAAACAUGGGAAUUCAGAUUAUGGAUAUGAUUAUGGAUAUGGUAAAUAUGGCCAAUCAAAUUAUGGAUAUGGUAAACAUGACCAUUCAGAUUAUGGAUAUGGUAAACAUGGCCAUUCAAAUUAUGGAUAUGAUUAAUGAUAUGGUAAACAUGGCCAUUCAGAUUGUGGAUAUGGUGAAUAUCGCCAUUCAGAUUACGGAUAUGAGUAGUGUUGGGUAA
Messenger RNA from Mya arenaria, 375 nucleotides. RefSeq lists its product as uncharacterized. The coding region runs from base 1 to 375 and encodes 124 amino acids. The record is from RefSeq and is a predicted model, not a curated record. The transcript has 5 exons. NCBI's taxonomy places the organism in Eukaryota, Metazoa, Mollusca, Bivalvia, Myida, Myidae.